Messenger RNA from Oncorhynchus masou masou (cherry salmon), 1494 nucleotides. Its product is annotated as opsin-5-like. The record is from RefSeq and is a predicted model, not a curated record. The transcript is spliced from 5 exons. Gene Ontology annotation, biological process: G protein-coupled receptor signaling pathway; visual perception; cellular response to light stimulus. Lineage: Eukaryota; Metazoa; Chordata; Actinopteri; Salmoniformes; Salmonidae. Gene Ontology annotation, molecular function: G protein-coupled photoreceptor activity. The coding region runs from base 1 to 1191 and encodes 396 amino acids. Gene Ontology annotation, cellular component: plasma membrane.
AUGGGAAAUGCUUCAGACACAACCCUGUUUGUCUCCACAAUCUCAAAGGAGCUUGACUUGCUCAUGGGCACUUUCUACAGCAUAUUCUGUGUUCUGUCUCUCCUGGGGAAUGGCAUCUUGCUGCUUGUUGCGUAUCGUAAGCGAUUGUCCUUGAAGCCGGCCGAGUUCUUCAUCAUAAACCUGUCCAUCAGCGACCUUGGGAUGACCCUGUCUUUAUUCCCUCUGGCCAUUCCCUCAGCAUUCGCUCACAAGUGGCUGUUUGAUGAGAUCACCUGUCAGUUUUACGCUAUGUGUGGGGUUCUGUUUGGUCUGUGCAGUCUGACCAACCUCACAGCUCUCUCUUGCAUCUGCUGCCUCAAAGUCUGCUUCUCUAACUAUGGCAAUAAAUUCUCCUCAUCCCAUGCCUGCUUCCUGGUGGUGGCAGUGUGGUGUUAUGCCUCUGUGUUCGCCAUCGGUCCCCUGGCACAUUGGGGACACUACAGAGCAGAGCCUUAUGGCACUGCCUGCUGCAUUGACUGGAACGUAACCAACCACGAGCUGUCUGCCCUGUCCUACAUUGUCUGCCUGUUCCUCUUCUGCUACGCUCUGCCCUGCACCGUCAUCUUCCUCUCCUACACCUUCAUCCUGCUGACGGUGCGCGGCUCUCACCAGGCCGUCCAGCAGCAUGUGUCACCCCAGACCAAGACCACCAACGCACACGCCCUCAUCGUCAAGUUGUCAGUAGCAGUAUGCAUCGGCUUCCUGGGUGCAUGGAGCCCUUACGCCAUAGUGGCCAUGUGGGCGGCAUUUGGUGACGCCACCCUCGUGCCUCCUACUGUAUUCGCCCUGGCGGCCAUCUUUGCCAAAUCGUCCACCAUCUACAAUCCUAUGGUCUACCUGCUUUGCAAACCAAACUUCCGCAAGUGUCUUUGUCGAGACACAUCCACGUUCCGCAAUAGGAUCUGCAGGGGCAGCCCCCGGCCUGAACAGAAAGACCCAUUUGGAUCCACAUCCCAGAGAAACAUCAAGGACAUGAGUGUCUCAAACGGACAGCCAGAGAGCCACAGGGCAUGUUUGCACUCUGCCGAGGAUGGAGCACACUGCCACACAGGGACCACUCCCCAGAGGACUGCCCGAAUACUGUCAGGCUCCACUUACAGCAAUGCGACUGUCAGUCAACUCUCUGCUAAACAACAGGCUCAUUUCCUCUAGUAGUGAAUCAGAACUGUAUCCUACCCUAAUCUUUCAGGCAGGGAUGGAGAUGGUCAGGUGGAAAGACAUGGCCAGGAUGGGAGACAGUAAAAUGGCAAAAAAGGAUAGGUGGAAUUCAGUUCAAGCACACAGGGCAAGAUGUCAGUAUCUGUAAGAGACUGGCCCAUCAUGCCUCAUCAGCAUUUGCCUCCCCUACAAAACAGUGCAUGCAUUCCCCUGUGCCAUCCAUCCCCCCAAACAUACAUAUGUUUUUAGCUGGCUGAGUUACCGGUAUUGGCGCUUAUUUGGGCAAUAUUUGUUAAU